AUGGAUUUAGUCACCUAUGAUGGUGUGCAGGGGAACUUCACUCAGGAAGAGUGGGCUUUGCUGCAUCCUUCUCAGAAGAGUCUCUACAAAGGUGUGAUGCUAGAGACAUACAGGAAUCUCACAGCUAUAGGUUACAUUUGGGAAGAACAUACAAUUGAAGACCAUUUCCAAACUUCUAGAAGUCAUGGAAGGUUACGAUGGAUACAAGCCUUGUGA
This is a messenger RNA of Mus caroli (Ryukyu mouse), 216 nucleotides long. RefSeq names its product zinc finger protein 431-like. Gene Ontology annotation, biological process: regulation of DNA-templated transcription. The record is from RefSeq and is a predicted model, not a curated record. NCBI's taxonomy places the organism in Eukaryota, Metazoa, Chordata, Mammalia, Rodentia, Muridae.